Gambusia affinis (western mosquitofish) is the source of this 1989-nucleotide messenger RNA. RefSeq names its product sorting nexin-16-like. Gene Ontology annotation, molecular function: phosphatidylinositol binding. Bases 367 to 1275 code for a protein of 302 amino acids. Gene Ontology annotation, cellular component: early endosome; extrinsic component of endosome membrane; late endosome. NCBI's taxonomy places the organism in Eukaryota, Metazoa, Chordata, Actinopteri, Cyprinodontiformes, Poeciliidae. Gene Ontology annotation, biological process: early endosome to late endosome transport; endosome to lysosome transport; protein targeting to lysosome. The transcript is spliced from 6 exons. The record is from RefSeq and is a predicted model, not a curated record.
UAAACAUGAAAAAAGGGCUAGUUUUAGCCUUUCCUUUGUAAAUAUAACAUGGCUGAGAAGUUUCUCUGAAGCAUCCAGUUAAUUGAUUUGAAUUAGCAUUUAAAAGAAACAGGAAGUCCCUCCUGUCUGGCACACAGAAGCUCAUGACUGUGUGUGCAUUGACCCUCUGUAAUAAACGCGUGUAACCCAUAAGGUCAAUAAAUUCCUCGCUACACUAUAACUACUGCUUACUCAACAUCCAGCCACAUAAAGUGGCCUGUUGUUUUUGAUGAGUCAGCGAGACUAUCCCACAGUUCGGACGAGGAAUGAAACUGGGAUUAAAGCGGCUCUAACUUGAAGUAAGUAAACUUACCAGAAUCCGUCAGGAUGAUGUCCUUGUAUUUAUUUCUCAUUGUGGCUACCAAUGAACUUAUUUCCUGUGUGUUAACAGGUGUUCACUUAAAAAAAAACAACAACAAAAAAAGCAGUCGGAUGGCUGACCCGUUUGUUCCAGUCCAUUUAGCUAUCAACUGGUUCAUAGUGAACAGCUCCAGUUUGAACAGAGGGGCUUCUCCGCUCACUGUAGAUGAGGCCUGCAGGAGACCCAGAGGAGAGCAGAGUGACAGGCCAGGGUACACCGAGGAAGAGGAGACACCCGUCAGCGCAACUCUGCUGGGUUAUGAGAUUCUGAAGGAGAGGGAAAAGUUCACGGUUUAUAAGAUUCUUAUAAAGAGGCCUGAAGGAGGCAGCUGGUUGAUCUUCAGAAGAUACGCAGACUUCUGCAUACUCAGAGAUCAGCUCAGAGAGCUGUUUCCCGGUUUCCAUCAAGCGCUGCCUCCUAAACGACGAUUCAAAGACAACUAUGAUGGAAGUUUUCUAGAGAAGAGGCGUUUCGGACUGCAGACUUUUCUGGAGAAUCUGAUGUUGCACAAAGAUAUUAGCACAAGCGAACCUGUGAGAUAUUUUCUCUCCGUGGACGACCCAUCGAGUCCCUUUUACAGUACGGAGGAAAGCAGGGCAUUUCGUGAAACUCUGGAGCAAAAGAAUCAUCGUCUCCUCAGAGAACUCCUGGAAAAACAGAGAGAAGCUGACUCGUUAACCAAGUCUUUAGAGGAUAGAGAGAACUACAUCGACCUGCUGUGGAGGAAAGGCAGGGCUUUGAACGAUCCAGAUUUGGAAUUCCAUCUACACAAAAAGGAAGACACAAAUGUGAAUGAACAGAUGCACAAUCUGGGAAUUCUCAGAAUGACAAAGGAAGUCAGGGAAGAAUUAAAUCAAGACACAAACUGGAACUAGAAGCUUUUUAUCCUGAAAUCAGCAGUAAAGAAAAAAAAAGAAACAGUUAUAAAAGAAAAUGUAUUGAAAUAGUCUUUUUUUUUUUGUUAAUGUUCUUGAUGUGCUGAAGCUUAAAUGUUUUUUUUUCUUUCUGUACCACUGAUGAACAAUAAAGUCAGGGCGCAGCAGCAGUAAUGUGUGAUUUACCUGGGAUUUUUAAAAAGUGAGAUUCUGUGCAAAGAUUGUGAACAGUAAAUAUAUUACUUGCAGUAGGUCAAGUCUACAAAGAUGGAAACUUUACUAUUUUUAUCACCUUUACAUAUCUUAAAAAGACUUGGAUUUCAGAGUGGAUGACAUGAAAAAAGGAUUUUAUGUAGAUUUCCCUACAGAAAUGCAGAUUUCCGAAAGAAACUAACAGAACUAUAAAAGCUAUAUAUAUCCCAAAUUGAAGCUAAAUGCUGUUAUUAAGUAUUUUCAAGAGUUGUUAUGAAUAGUAAUGCUUGUGGGCAGGAUGGAUUUCCAGUGGCAGUCAGUCUUGCGUUGAAUUUGAAUAAGCCUCUGACUGAAGAAAGUCUCAUGACUGUCAUGACAUGCUAACAGCUGGAGGUCAACUCCAGGUCCAGGAAUAUCCGUCCAAAAGUGCUGGACCUCGAUCAAAUAAAGAUGAACUAAGGCUCUUCAGGAGGAACAAAUCAGAACCAUCAUAACAGAGCUACUCCAUGUUGCCACGACGAG